Molecule: messenger RNA, 4485 nt
Organism: Cynoglossus semilaevis (tongue sole)
Lineage: Eukaryota; Metazoa; Chordata; Actinopteri; Pleuronectiformes; Cynoglossidae
Gene: rnf6
Product: ring finger protein (C3H2C3 type) 6
Biological process (GO): protein ubiquitination; positive regulation of DNA-templated transcription; ubiquitin-dependent protein catabolic process
Cellular component (GO): nucleus
Molecular function (GO): ubiquitin protein ligase activity
Source: RefSeq, a predicted model, not a curated record
GGAACUUUGGUCGGUAGGAAGCUUGUUUUUGAACGGACGUUGUGACGCAGCACCUCUGGUCCCAUCUUGGUUGGAGAGAAGGCAGGGGAAGGCAAACCGUCCAUAUUACCGCUGCUUUGUCAGCACUUUUCACGGUGAUGGACCCUCCCGGUGGGGGAGAUGAACGACAGAGACAGGCAGAGCGUCUUCGUCGGGAGGAAGCAUACUAUCACUUCAUCAAUGAAUUAAGUGAAGAGGAGUACCGCUUAAUGAGGGACAGCAAUUUGCUGGGCACGCCUGGAGAGGUGACUGUGAGUCUGGAGGGUGCGAAAAAGCGGUUGUCCUCUCAGCCACAUUCUGAACAACGCCUCCAGACUGCUGAUUCUGGAGAACAGCAAAGCAGCAGCAUUGAAGGAGAGGAGAGAGUGGAUGGAGGAAGACCAGGCACGGGAGGCACAGAGAAUGGAGCAGAGGCCUCUAAUGGUGACUCCUUACUGGAGUGGCUGAACACUUUCAGACGCACUGGUAAUGCUACUCGCAGUGGACAGAGUGGAAACCAGACGUGGCGUGCUGUCAGUCGGACCAACCCCAACAGUGGAGAGUUCCGUUUUAGCCUGGAAAUCAACAUCAACCAUGAUCAGCCAGAACCGGGGGAACAUACUGACCCUGCAGAGCUUCCAGUGACCGCCCCCAUUACAACUUCACCCUUGGUACACAGUGCACCGUCUCCUACGACCCCUCGCUCCUCAGUUAUUUCUAGACCAGCACCGUACCCAUCCCCACGUCCAGCGCUCAGUAGAAGGAUGCAGACACGACGUAUGCGCAGCAGUAGUACAUCACUUUCUGCGGGUAACCCUGCACUUCCUGCAUCUGAGCCAUUACCAGCAGCUCCACCAAGGAGAGGUGGUACUCUGCACUCAUUAGUACCUCCUGUUGCUGUUGUAAACCUGCCACUUGAACAAAUGGAUCCUUCCCAACAUCAAGCCCUUAACCCAGAAGCAGAGCAGGGACAUGAUAAUGUUACUGCUCCUACAGACUGUCCAAAUGUGUCACCCAACUCUGGUUCUCAGUCCCCAUCAGUGGGCCAGGAAUCACGUGGAAGUCGGACUCGUUCGCGUGGUCGUUCACGUAGGUCUGCUGUAGGGGGCGGUGUCUCAUCCCGCUUGUCAAGACGAAGCCGCUCUCCUUUGCACAGAGUACCUGCUGUCACUUCCCCUCCAUCCUCAAGCAGUAGUGUCAGUGGCUCUACUGUCCACACCGUUGAGCCGAGCCAUGGCAUUAGCUCUCUGUCAGUGGUGACCGGAGUGGAGACUGAACCCGCUGUGGUGCCUGAGCCAACGGUAGAGACUGAACGAGAGAACGAAUCAAAUGUUAUAGGAGCAGGAAGUUCAGCAGCCCGUCGGCACCCAACCAUCAUGUUAGACUUGCAAGUGAGAAGGAUUCGACCUGGUGAAAACCGUGAUCGUGACAGCAUCGCUAGUAGAACACGAUCACGGGCACGGGUUGCUGAGAACACAGUCACGUUCGAAAGUGACAGUGGUGGAUUUAGACGCACCAUCUCUCGCUCUGAGCGAGCUGGGAUUCGCACCUAUGUGAGCACCAUCAGGAUUCCCUUGAGACGCAUCAGUGAGACAGGCCUGGGAGAGCCCAACUCCACUGCACUGCGCUCCAUUUUACGGCAAAUUAUGACAGGUUUUGGAGAGCUGAGCUCCCUAAUGGAAACUGAGGCUGAUUCUGGAACUGUUGCACCAAGCCAUACGGACGCUAUUGGCACAAGUAACACUAGUCCAGCCAGCCGUCUACAUACUAAUGAGAGUACAGUUCAGAUUGGCGCAGGUGGAGAAGAUCAGGAAAGGGUGGGGCUAUCGGUAGGAGAGGAGGACCAGAGCAGCCAGGCCAGACUUGGAGGAGGAGGAUUAGUGAGCACCACAGAAGCGAGGACCACGAGCCGAGACACCAACAACCUUGUAGAAAACGGUACUCUACCCAUUCUGAGGUUGGCGCAUUUUUUCUUACUCAACGAUGAAGAGGAUGAUGACCAUCCUCGAGGCUUGACUAAAGAACAGAUUGACAAUCUAUCCACACGCACCUAUGGUCAGGCCAGUCUGGAGGGGGAGAUGGGUCGAGCCUGCAGCGUCUGCAUUAAUGAGUACGCCCAGGGAAACAAGCUACGACGUCUGCCGUGCUCUCAUGAAUUCCACAUCCACUGCAUCGACCGCUGGCUCUCUGAAAACAACACCUGCCCCAUCUGCAGGCAGCCCAUACUCUCAGUGCAUCAUGACUGAACGACCAUCUCACAGAGUUCUCACAUUUACCUGGCUGGCUUAACUGAGCAGACCCAAUUUGCAUGUACAUAGCACCUUUGUGUUUUCUUUUUAAUAUCCAUUUUGUUGAAGUGUAAAGAAGGUUAAACCAAAAGUGUGAGAUAGGGGGGAAAGGGAACUGUAAAUGCAGAAAAUUAACAAAAGUUUAUUUUUUUAGACUCCUUGUUUUUGAGCGUUUGGCUGGUCUUUAGGCUUCACACGCCCCUGUCAGUGAAUGGAACUAAUGCUUUCAGAGCUCCUGUGGCUGCUGCUGUUUCCUCUCACUUUAAAUUUGUCGUGACUCCACAAAACAAUUCUAGAGUUGAUUGAUUCAGUAUAAAGUGUAAAUAAGUGACCCUCACCUCUGUUGAAGGUUUCUAAAGAUCUGCACAUCUGCCAUCUGUUAGGAUUUUUUUAACAUUAGUUCUUUUAGUGCUUAAAUGUGCAUUUUUAAGGUGUCUCCUUACAGUCGAGAAACCAAUGAUCCAGUGCAACAUUUUUAUGACUGAUGUAUUUAAUUUUAAAAAUGUCUUUUAGUCAGUCAGUCUGAUAUUGUCCAAUAUUGUUUAGGUCUGCUGCACACAUCUGUUUAAAUAGUAAUGCAGUACAGAAUACACAUUCUCUGAAAGAACUCACCAGAAACGACCAGGACAGAAUCAUAAACAUUAUCCACAUGAGCAGCACAAUCCAAGUGAAAUACUAAUGGCAUGUGAUAAUCAGAGGAGUUGUAAUUAUGAAUGAGCAGUGCAAUACGGAGAGAAGACAGUAUUUUGUUUGUUGUUUACAUUCUUAAUGUCGGCUUAUCAUCUCACCAUCUUUAAAAACGUCUCGUCAAGACUGAAAAUUUAAGAGCCCCGUUGAGAACAUGGAGGAAAAAUGUUAACAUCUUUGUGAGAUUUUGCAAAGUAAAUUUGGAAUCUCGCAGGGUAAUUGCAAUAUAAAAAAUGCAUGUAUUUUUGGUCGAGAUUAAGUUUGUUGAAACACGAUGUAUUUAUGGCUUUACAUUGUAUUGUUGCUACAAUGUCAAAAAAACAAACUAAUUUGAUUACAGAAAUUUAUCAGUUUACAGUUUAAAUACUAUCAAACCGAUAGGAGAGAAAAACAUUGGAGCAGAUUCCUGUUGUUUAUAGGGGAUGUCAAACGUCCGAUGUGAAGUUAUAGGGAAAUAUAGAAAUGUGAAAUUCUCAAGGUAAAUUUGUAAAAUUUGACCUUCUUGUUAAUAAAUAAAAAACAUAAAUUAACAAAUUGCUCUCUAUCAAUGAGUAUUAUUUUAGAUUCUAUAUGUAGUCUAAAGUUUUAGACUAAAGUUUAAAUGCUUAUCAUAACUUAAAAAUUUAAAUUAUUUUUUAAAUUUAAAUUAAGUUAUAAAUUAUUAAGUCAUAGCUUUAUAUUUUAUAACACAGGGUUUUGUCGUGCUGUACCUUUGUACAAAUGAAAUAUUUUUUGUGAUAUCUAACAAAGAUGUUUUUCCCUUCAUGUCCCUCCUGGGCUUCUUAGGAAACCUCUUGGUUCUUGCUAUUCAGAUACACCCCUUACACACACGCAGACACACAGGUUUUUUUUUUUUUACAAUUGAUUGUAUUAUUAAGACAGUUUUGCUCAUCAUUUAGAAAAAUUGUGCUGCAUUCCAUCUUUGAGAUGUUUCUGUGAAUCCUAGUUUAUCUUUAAAAAGUGCAUUGUUGGCAGUGUGUGUCAGCUCCAUCGCCAACACUGGGGUGUUACUAAUAGAACACCACUGUGUGCUCUUUGUGCUUCAGUUUUUCCAUGACAUCUACAUACGAUGGCUCUUUUUUAUAUAGCACAGAUGGAUUAUUUCACUGGACCACCUGCUCUCUGUUCAUCCUCCAGGGUCACUUUCUACACCGUCAGUACCAGUAAACAGGAGAUGCUGUCACGAAAACACACUGUUGUGUCAGAAUGUAUGAAAAGUGAGCAAAGUGUGUUAGGAUCAAUUGUGUAUGCAUGUGUGUGUGUGUUUGCGGGAAUUGAAGGAAUGGGUUUGUUUCCCAACAAAGCCCACGGCUCAGUGGCCCCCCCGUUAGGUGGAUUUUCACCUCGGAGACAAAAAGGCAGAUUCUGGCCACUGAGCGCAGAAGUGAAUAUUUAUUCUGUUCCUAUUUAAUGAGAUGGAAAUCCAGUUUUGAAAUACUCUGUAUUGUUAAGAUGUGUGAGAGUAAAUAAAACAAUUAUAAUGAAUAUCAUA